GGGUGGAUUGAUCUGAAAUCUUGUUCUGUUUUUUUUUUUUUUCUUUUUUUCUUGGAGUGAUUUCUGCGCUCUGCCGUGGAGCUUCAGAAGACAAACGAGAGGAGAAGAAACAAGCCGCGUUUACGCACAGCGCGCGCAAAAACGCGUUGUUAGUUUUUGCAUCCAACGUUUUACGUGAAUUUGUGAAUGAAAGCGGCUGAGGAAGAGGAGGCGGCGCAGGUUAAGUGGACGCUGCAUCCAGUGCACGGGUCGCCUUCUUUAAUGCGCAAAAAAGACGCGUUUUACCUCACCGACCGAAGCCCUUUCGUCGGGCAGACUUUUGCGCUGUUCUGGGGGGAGCUGCAAACUUUCUUCAUUUUAAAAAAUAAAUAAAAAGCUCAGAUUGCAUUCUUUCCCCCUUCAAACAUUUUGGAGGUGAUGUCAUCGGCCCGUGUUUUGGCUGCUGUUGCGCUGGAGCUCCAGAAUUGAGUCCGGGAAAUCAGGUGCAGGGAGCUGCUGUCGCGGGUGGCUGCGAGCGUGUGCCUCUCACCCCUCCGCCUUUCCAUCUGCUUUCACUUUCUCCCCAUCAUCAUUUCCCCGUCUCCCCGGCGCAGCAGCCAUGACCGAGCACGCUCCAGGGUACCCGGUGUCCAGCUCGCCGCCGCCGCGUCUUCAUCGCUCCAUCCCCGUCCAGGUGCUUUGCCUCCCGCGACGCGUCAUUUCGCCCGUGGCGGCUCAGCAUUGACACAGACUCUUACGCGCGCGCAUGCACUCCACGGAAUUAAUCAGUUUUAAUCCUUAUCUGUGGACGGACAUUUUCAGCAGGAAAAGUUACGGUCGGACUUGCUUGGAAAGUUUUUAUGAGCGGAAACGGCGUAUAGGUGUGGGUCGCGUUUGAACUUCGCUUCACCUGUUCGUCAGACUCCGGAGGAUUCAGCUGCGCCCCGCCUCGCCCCGCCCCGCCCCCUGCCCGUUACCGACCGCGAACCGCAGCCAUCCGUAUCGGCGGUGGCGCGCUCACACCCCGCUGACCCCGAGCCGCCCGUUGACGGUGAAAAGAUGCAGUCCACCGGCGCCAGCGGGAACGUCCGCCGACCCUGCCUUCAAACGGAUUAAACAAACCGGAUAGACGUGAAGCCGUGACCCGGAGAGCCGUUUCUCAAGCGCGCACGGAGCCACACGGACGCGGAGGAAGCGAUGUGGGCCUUUCUCUCCACGGUGGCUGUCUUGUAUAUCCAGAUGAUGCUGGUCAUGUGUAAUCCUCUACAGGUGUUUGGAGUGGAUGGGGUGAAUUUCAGCGUGCACGUGGAGAAUCAGACUCGUGCACGAGACGCCAUGAGCCGGCGACAUCAUCGCGUGUACCAGCUUUACAGCCGCACUAGUGGGAAACACGUCCAGGUGCUCGGACGCAAAAUCAGCGCCCGCGGAGAGGACGGAGACAAAUAUGCCCAGCUCGUAGUGGAGGCAGACACCUUCGGCAGCCAGGUGCGAAUCCGAGGGAAGGAAACCAAUUAUUACCUGUGUAUGAACCGCAGGGGGAAGCUCGUAGGCAAGGCCAGCAAUCGUAGCGCAGACUGCGUCUUCAUAGAGAAGGUUCUGGAAAACAACUACACAGCGCUAAUGUCAGCACGCUACACAGGGUGGUAUGUGGGCUUCACCAAAAGAGGGCGCCCUCGCCGUGGUCCGCACACGCUUCCCAACCAGCAGGAUGUCCACUUCAUGAAGCGCUUCCCGCCCGGAGAGCAGCCGGACUUAACGCCGUUCCGCUUCACCACCGUCAGCAAGAGGAGCAAGAGAGUGCGUGCUGCGCGACCACGUUAAUGUGGACGCCAAUAUCCCACUGCUAACGUUUACAUGAGGACUAGGAAUAAACAAAAAAACAGUCCUACUCCACAGUCCAGUGAAAAUGACACUGCUAAUGCAAAGCGGGACCGUCUUGUCUUGUUUGACCAGACAAUGCGAUGGCAUCACUUUAUAUUCCACUGGGUUGGACCUCUACAACCCUAAUAAUAAAUACUAGCUAAUUUACACCAGAGCUGUGGUUCACGACAGCUUACUUCAGACACGGAGAUGACUAACCAAAGCAAACACAAGCAAACGGCCGGCCCAGCACUCGGGCGGAGGAAGCAUUAAGCUGCACAUCCAAUGAAGACACGCAACAAAACACAACCGCAUUGGCCUGUAGACGCUGAUCGUGUUGCAAUUUUCCUAAGACAAGACUUGGACGUGAUCCCGCCUAAGGGAGAGGAGCAGAUAUACCCGAAGAAUGAAUGAAAGAAAGAAAGACAUGGACAUCCAAGAGAGAAACAAACGAGAAAGGCUACUGUUGUACGGGAGUGCUCCUUGGAUAAGACCUCUUAAAGGAUAUGGUCAGUCAAAAAUGAAAAUUUAGGCAUCAUUUACUCACCUCAUGUCACUCUAAACAACAGUUCAUAGUGAACACGUUCAUCAAAAGGACAAAAAAACAACAUAAAAGUGGUCCAUAUGACACAUGUAUCAUAUUCCUGGUCAUUGAAAAUCAUGCAGCAAAAGUUGUUAUUAAUUACAUUUUUAUUAUUAUUAUUAUUAUUAUAACUGAACAAAUUCACAGCUCUUGUCCAUACAACAACAGCUCAUUUAUAUUAUAAUUUAAAGAUGCGAUGAAACAGAAGUAUAGCAUCAGACCUUUUCUUCCGUAUUGUGAUGUACCAUUCAAAAGUGUGAUAAUUAUUAUUAUUAUUAUUUAUUAUUUUAAAUAUAUACACUAUACAAAAAAUGAUGGGUUAAAACAACCUAAGUUGGAUUGAAAAUGAACAAACCCAGCAAUUGAGUUGUUUUAACCCAGCGGUUGGGUUAAAUGUUUGACCAACGUGCUGGGCAGUUUUGUUUAACCCAAAUAUUGUUUAGAAAUUACUAUAUGGCUGGCUAAAAAUGAACCCAAAAUAGGUUGGAAAUUAAAAAUCAGACCAUACUCAAAAGGUGAACAUUUAUUAAUAAGCAAUUUAAUAAAUGUUUAUUGUUUAAUUAUUAUUCAUUAAACUUAUUAAUAAAUGUUCAUUUAUUAAGCAUGUUAAUAAAUGCUAAUUUCCAACAUACUUUGGGUACAUUUUAAGUGAACAAUAGUGUAAUUUUUAAAUAAAACUGCCCAGCAUGUUGGGCAAACAUUUAACCCAACUUGGGUUGUUUUUAACCCAGCAUUUUUUAGAGUGUAGUAUCACUCCUAGUUUGAAGGUUGAAACAAGUAGCAUCAAAUAUUUUCUUCUGUAUUGUGAUGUACAUCUCAAUGUAACGGAUUAUCAGAAAAGAACAAAUUUAGGGCGGGGACUUGGUUCUAAGCAUCAGUUGUUGAUUGGGUGUUGAGAUGUAGGCGUGGCUCUCAAAAGUGAGCUGGCAGGGGCGGAGUUUAAGCGCACUAAAUAAUUGGAGAAUCCUGCAUAUGUCACCAGGGAGAAGUCUGUCGUUUCACCGGAAGAUCUAGUUAUGACAUUUAAUUAAACAUUACGAGGUCAAAAUAAAACAGAUGCACGGGUGAAUUGUUCAUUUCAUGUCUCUGCCCCUUGCAUAAAUCAUCAUAUCACUUCAGAAGACCACAGUUAUCGUGUUUUUUUGUUGUUGUUUUUUUGGAGUAUGAGAGACGUGGUCACUAUGAACUGUAAAUGUGAGGUGAGUAAAUAAUGACAGAAUAUUCAUUUUGGGCUGAACUAUUCAUUUAAAGCUAAUGAACGAAUGAAUGUAACGCUGUAUAAGUGUGUGUGAUGGCGUAUUUCAGGUUGCAUUAAAGACCAUGAGGGAUAUAAUCAUACGUGACUUAUAACAAAAAGAUGGCCAUUGCUGGAAGGAUGGAAUUUACCAGAACUGGAAUGUAAAAGACGAUAAUGAGGAAACUCUCUCAAAGCUGCACCAAAUACAAACUAAAUGACCAAAGACAAAUGGUGACCAAUGACAGUGACAACCUGAACAGCGAGGACAUGGACGUGGUGGGUUGCCACAAAAAGACACGAGGAGCAACGUUCCUGUUUGGAUUCCAUGUGGAAUGCUGCUACUGGGAAAUAUAACGGAGAACCAAAGUCUUAUACCAGCUUAUUAAAGGGAAAACAUUACAAAACCUUUUCUAAAUAUAAAUAUAUAAAUAUAUAUAAAUAUAUAUAAAGAUUAAUGCUGACUAAGUGAUAUUACUUUGACUGCUACUAUCAUUGUUGUUACUAUAAAAGAAUUUCACUUAUUUAUUUUAUCUCUGUGUACGGCAAAAACCUUUCCAAAGCCAGUAAACUCUACAGAAACGUG
Molecule: messenger RNA, 4242 nt
Organism: Megalobrama amblycephala (Wuchang bream)
Lineage: Eukaryota; Metazoa; Chordata; Actinopteri; Cypriniformes; Xenocyprididae
Gene: fgf18a
Product: fibroblast growth factor 18a
Exons: 5
Coding region: 1177-1800 (207 amino acids)
Biological process (GO): animal organ morphogenesis; positive regulation of cell population proliferation; positive regulation of protein phosphorylation
Cellular component (GO): cytoplasm
Molecular function (GO): growth factor activity; type 2 fibroblast growth factor receptor binding; type 1 fibroblast growth factor receptor binding
Source: RefSeq, a predicted model, not a curated record